AUGGAGGCUAUGGACUACAAUUACUUCGCUUCCGCCCAGCAACCUUACCAGUAUAUGGGUUACGGCGAUGCUGGGUUGCUGUCUUCCACUGGAGAGGUCAUUGGAGCCACUCCUAGUAUGGAAGGUCUUAAUUCAGGUUCAUUCUCGCUCAGCAACUUCGACUACCAAUUCGACACAUCUCUGGGCCAAGGCCUGACACCGCUACCAACUGCAUCCGUUUCUCCUCCCCCGCAGCACCUCUCAAUACGGCCAAAUGGCUCCGUGGAUAGUGGGAUAGCUGUAGACAUGGAGCACGAGGGACAUGGUAGAAGAGGCAGCAGCGAAGAGAAGGAUAGCCUCACACCAGCACAAUCGAGAAGAAAGGCACAAAAUAGAGCAGCACAAAGAGCAUUCCGAGAACGAAAGGAGCGACAUGUCAGAGAUCUAGAAGCGAAGCUCAACCUCUUGACCACUACGACUUCAUCUUUGCAGUCAGACAAUGAACGCCUAAAGCUCAUGCUGCAAAGAGCACAAACCGAAAACGAGAUCCUCCGCGCUACUGCGUCUUCUUCACCCACAUCGCAUCACCCUCCCAGUUUCGUUGACGACCCAAGCUUAUUGCCUUCCCAUAGACCUUCGAAGGGGUCUCCUAAACCACACUUGGACGCAGCAAGACUAGCAAAUGGACUGCUCUCAUCAGAUUCAACAUCACCGAGAUAUGGAAGCUCACCCGGGAGCGAUAGCAAUCUCCUCUCGGCAAGCGCGACGUGGGAUUUGCUACAAUCACAUCCACUGUACCUCUCCGGUGCCGUCGACAUUGGAGAGGUCUGUGAACGCUUGAAGAAGAUGGCACGGUGCGAUGGGAUGGGACCCAUGUUUGGCGAGGACGAGGUACGGCAAGUCAUCGAAGAGGUUGGUAGGAGUGGAAGUGAUGAAUUGAUCUGA
Messenger RNA from Fulvia fulva, 924 nucleotides. Its product is annotated as Fluconazole resistance protein 3. Lineage: Eukaryota; Fungi; Ascomycota; Dothideomycetes; Mycosphaerellales; Mycosphaerellaceae. The record is from RefSeq and is a predicted model, not a curated record. Bases 1 to 924 code for a protein of 307 amino acids. The transcript has 3 exons. Gene Ontology annotation, molecular function: transcription cis-regulatory region binding; DNA-binding transcription activator activity, RNA polymerase II-specific. Gene Ontology annotation, cellular component: RNA polymerase II transcription regulator complex.